UAUGGCACUCACACCUCCCAUCAAUCAGAUGAGUGUCCUUGGAAUAAUCUCAAUACCAGGGAUGAUGACUGGCGCCAUACUCGGUGGCUCAUCUGUGCAGCAGGGGGCAAAAAUGCAGAUGAUUAUAAUGUUCAUGAUCUGUGCCAGCACCGCGCUUGCGUCUAUCUUUACUACGGCAUAUGCUAUCAGCGUCGUGGUAGAUGAAGAGCACCGGAUUCGGUUGGACCGCAUUGAUUCGGAACAACUGGCGUUAUGGAAAGCCAGGUCGGCCAUUGUUGAAUAUAUGAAUGGGUCUGUCCAACGCGGCUAUCUCUGGGUGCGAGGUUGGAGGAGCCACAUGGAAAGCCCCACCCAAGAAGAAGGGGAUGUGUUGCUGGAGACAAGGCAUUGAAUGGCA
Molecule: messenger RNA, 397 nt
Organism: Desarmillaria tabescens
Lineage: Eukaryota; Fungi; Basidiomycota; Agaricomycetes; Agaricales; Physalacriaceae
Exons: 2
Cellular component (GO): plasma membrane
Source: RefSeq, a predicted model, not a curated record